AUGGACGCAUUUGAAUACAACGCCAAUCCCGGCCGGGUCAUCUUCGGCAGUGGCACCAUCCAGAAACUCCCUGAUGAGAUCGCCCAUCUUAACCUCAAGCUGCCCCUGGUCCUCUCGACACCGCAGCAGACCAGCCAGGCUGAGACCGUCAAAAAUGUCCUGAAGGACCAGAUCGCAGGCAUCUUCUCGGAUGCUACGAUGCACACGCCCACGCAUGUCACCGAUGCGGCCGUCCAAUUUGCGCAGCAGAAGGGCGCUGAUUCGGUCAUUUCCAUCGGGGGUGGCAGCACCAUUGGUCUGGGAAAGGCAAUUAGCUUCCGCACAGGACUGUCGCAUAUCUGUAUCCCAACAACUUAUGCGGGAAGUGAGAUGACGCCUAUUUUGGGAGAGACAGCGGAUGGAGUGAAGAAGACCAAGUCUGAUCCCAAGAUCCUUCCCGGGACGGUGAUCUAUGAUGUCGACUUGACCAUGACCCUGCCCACGGGGAUGAGCGCAACGAGUGGUGUCAAUGCCAUUGCUCAUGCUGUCGAGGCUCUCUACGCCCGCAACACCAACCCCGUCAUCAACCUGAUGGCCAUUGAAGGAACUCGAGCCUUGGCCAGCUCUCUCCCCGAAAUUGUUGAGAACCCAUCUUCUCAAUCUGCUCGCUCCCUGGCCCUCUACGGCGCCUGGCUGUGCGGAACCUGUCUAGGUAGCGUGGGCAUGUCCAUCCACCACAAGCUCUGCCACACUCUCGGAGGCAGCUUCAACCUGCCCCACGCAGAGACUCACACUGCUGUGCUGCCGCAUGCUAUCUCAUACAAUGCGCCCAAAAUCCCUGAGGCUAUGAAGAAGCUGGCAGACGCUCUUCCCGAAAGCAACGGGGAUGCGAUCCACGGGUUGAACGUCUUACUGGAGAAGCUGAAGGUCAAGCGGGGAGCCCAAGACUUUGGAAUGAAGGAAGAUGGCAUUGAUAAGGCUGCUGAAAUUGCCGUAAGCAACCCGUACUGGAACCCCCGGCCAAUUGAGCGUGGUCCGAUCCGCGAGUUGAUUCGGAGAGUUUGGGCUGGAGAACCCGCGCGCGCAGAUCUGUAA
Aspergillus ruber CBS 135680 is the source of this 1074-nucleotide messenger RNA. Its product is annotated as maleylacetate reductase. The record is from RefSeq and is a predicted model, not a curated record. Bases 1 to 1074 code for a protein of 357 amino acids. The transcript is spliced from 2 exons. Gene Ontology annotation, molecular function: alcohol dehydrogenase (NAD+) activity; metal ion binding; 2-(3-amino-3-carboxypropyl)histidine synthase activity. Gene Ontology annotation, cellular component: mitochondrion. Gene Ontology annotation, biological process: protein histidyl modification to diphthamide. Lineage: Eukaryota; Fungi; Ascomycota; Eurotiomycetes; Eurotiales; Aspergillaceae.